UGAUUUUCCCAAUCUGCUGCAUGCUGAAUUGUCGCAACGACGAAGAUGACGCGAGCUGGUGUGCUUGUGCUUGUUGUUGUGGCCGUGCUUGUGGCCUUGGGCGUGGCGGGUAUCGGGGUUGAGGGGCAGCAGGUGAUCUCGUGGUCCGCAGACAACUGCCCAACGGAGCCUGAGGGAGAAGGUGAAGUGCAGGACGGCAAAGAGUGCGCAGAGGUCACAGUGCCACUGCAUGGCGCCGGGGUUGGUGACACAGCAUGGCUCAACGUCAACGACGCUGGCAACAACAAUGACACCAUCACACUGUUUGUGCGCCGAUACCGGCCAGAGGCCCGAAACGCAGGCGCAAGCCGUGGACAGCUGUGGCUCAUCCCGGGUGGUCCUGGCCAAGCCGGCAGCGAGAUGACCCCUCUCACUGCCCACUUCGCAGAUGAGCCGUACACGCUCGUGAUUGCAGACCACCGCGGCACGGGCCGCUCCUCCUACCUGGGCUGCCCGGACGCUGAGGCAGAGUCCUCGCCGGCCGGCCCCAAGAUUACGCUCGCGGAGUGGGGAGGCUGCAUCCAGCAUCUGGAGGCGCAGUGGACACGCGCUGGCCUCCAGGGUUUCUCCACCACCAACGCCGCCCGCGACGUGCGGUACAUCGCCAGCCUCAUCAGGGAGGAAGAGGAGGCCGCGUCCGGAGGAGCAAACGACUACAAGAUCACCCUCUUCGGCUCAAGCUACGGCACGCUCGUCGCCAACCGCGCCGUCUUGCUUGAGGAGGAGGAGGAUGUGGACAACACGGCCACCAGCCUCGGCCGUGUCAUUGACGCCAUCGCUCUGGAUGGCACCGUGUAUCCAAAGGGGUACGUGCUCACGGCGCAGUCGCAGUUCUUCACCGCUGCGCUUCGCGUCACCCUUGACGCGUGCGCCGUUGACGACACCUGUGGUGGAUAUCUUGGCUUAGAGCCAUCCAACACCCUCGACCUGUUGCUGGAGCGUCUGCGUGGCGGUCACUGCCGGCAGGCUGGCAUCGACCCCGAAGAGUACCGCCUCAUGCUCGGCAUGCUCAACUCCCUGCAGCCCGCGGGCCUGCCGCACAUCCUGGUCACAGCCUCCAUUGUCCGCCUGCUCCGCUGCGGCGAGGACGACCUUCCCGCCUUGCGUCGCUUCAACGACUUCACCCACACCGUCGUGAGCAACGUGCGCGCGUCCCUGACGCAUGGCCCCGGGUUCUCGCAGGCGGCGCUGAUGGCUGUCGCUGCGCAGGAGAUUAUCGAGGACCUUCCCGUUGGCAGCGACGACUUCUGGACAAACACAGACCGCAACCUCGAGCGGUCCCUGCACGCCCUCUUUGUGCACCCGCGCGUGGUCGCAUAUCCCAUUGGGCUCAUUCGCCUUCCGCGUGAUGCAUAUGCGGGGCGCACACCCACCUCCCUCCACGUCCCCGUGCUCCUUCUCUCGGGUCUGCUCGACGCCAACACCCCGCACCUCUUCUCCCGCCUCAUGUACCUGGACUACAUGCAGGCACAACGCCCAGCAGGCGUUGCCCCGCCCAAGAUGCUCGUUGCCUCCACCUCUGGCCACGGCGUCCUCAAUCAGGACACCCGCGCCCUACCUUGCAUGCUCGAGUGGAUGGACGAUCCGCACGGCUUUGAUGCCGAGCAGUGCAUGCCCUUUGUUCCGCUGUCCUUCACCUCACCCUCGGAGCACGACCGCCGCAUCUUCGGCGACACCCCGUAUGGCGCAUCCCCACCAGACACGGGUCCCGCCGGCCUCCUCCCACGCACGGGCGCCGAGGACGCCAUUGCCGCUGCCGUGAGCGACGGCUCCAUUGCGUCGGCGAGUGACGCGCAGGGCGGACGAGCAGCAAGGACCGUCACCGUGUUUGUGGUGCUCGACUUCCUUGUGCUGCUUGCGCUGUGCGGUUUUGUGGCCGUGCUUGCACGCCGGUCGUCACCACCUUCCUCAUCCUCAUCGUCGUCAUCGUCUUCGCGGCGUGAGAAGUAUUCGCUCCAGGAGAACCUGCUUCCAUCCAGCGACACUCCGUGAUGUGAUGAUGGCGCCAGGGCUUUGUUCUGCUCUGGUUUGUAUGUGUGUGUGUGUGUGUGUGUGUGUGUGUGUGUGUGUGUGUGUGUGUGUGUGUGUGUGUGUGCGUGCGUGUGUGUGUGCGUGUGUUGGUGUGUUGGCGCGGGAGGGGGUGUGGUUGCGGUAGCACGUUCUAAUCGAUUUUCUCGUUAUGGUCAACGAUGGAUGGGGUAAACGUUUGUGGAAUAGGGAAAGGGGACUUGGGGUGGGGUGCGGAACGAGCGUACAUAUGAAAUGCAGCGUGAAUGCGUGAAUGUGUACGUGUGUGCGUGCGCGAGGGAGAGGGAGGGGCACACACGUCUUGGUUGCUCGGUAGUCCCGCUUGCCCAUGUGGUGGUAGGUGGUACCUCACGUCCAUGUGCAGUAAAGCCUCCGCCAAACGAAA
This is a messenger RNA of Salpingoeca rosetta, 2452 nucleotides long. RefSeq lists its product as uncharacterized. The coding region runs from base 46 to 2031 and encodes 661 amino acids. The record is from RefSeq and is a predicted model, not a curated record. The transcript has a single exon. Lineage: Eukaryota; Choanoflagellata; Craspedida; Salpingoecidae.